Ornithodoros turicata is the source of this 3186-nucleotide messenger RNA. RefSeq lists its product as uncharacterized. The coding region runs from base 1 to 3186 and encodes 1061 amino acids. The transcript is spliced from 2 exons. Lineage: Eukaryota; Metazoa; Arthropoda; Arachnida; Ixodida; Argasidae. The record is from RefSeq and is a predicted model, not a curated record.
AUGGCAAAGGCAAUUCCAAACAACUGGCGACGUCGAAUGAUUUAUUUCACCGCUGAUGAAACGACGACCGAAGACGAAGGUUUGGCCUUGGCUUUUGUUGAUCGUCAUGGCAAAGGAAAUUCGAAACAACUGGCGACGUCGAAUGAUUCCACCGCUGAUGAAACGACGACCGAAGACGAACGUUUGGCCUUGGCUUUUGUUGAUCGUCAUGGCAAAGGCAAUUCGAAACUGGCGACGUCGAAUGAUUUCACCGCUGAUGAAACGACGACCGAAGACGAAGGUUUGGCCUUGGCUUUUGUUGAUCGUCAUGGCAUAGGCAAGUCGAAACUGACGACGUCGAAUGAUUUCACGGCUGAUGAAACGACGACAGAAGACGAUGGUUUGGCCUUGGCUUUUGUUGAUCGUCAUGGCAAAGGCAAUUCCAAACAACUGGCGACGUCGAAUGAUUUCACCGCUGAUGAAACGACGACCGAAGACGAAGGUUUGGCCUUGGCUUUUGUUGAUCGUCAUGGCAAAGGCAAUUCGAAACAACUGGCGACGUCGAAUGAUUCCACCGCCGAUGAAACGACGACCGAAGACGAACGUUUGGCCUUGGCUUUUGUUGAUCGUCAUGGCAAAGGCAAUUCGAAACUGGCGACGUCGAAUGAUUUCACCGCUGAUGAAACGACGACCGAAGACGAAGGUUUGGCCUUGGCUUUUGUUGAUCGUCAUGGCAUAGGCAAGUCGAAACUGACGACGUCGAAUGAUUUCACGGCUGAUGAAACGACGACAGAAGACGAUGGUUUGGCCUUGGCUUUUGUUGAUCGUCAUGGCAAAGGCAAUUCCAAACAACUGGCGACGUCGAAUGAUUUCACCGCUGAUGAAACGACGACCGAAGACGAAGGUUUGGCCUUGGCUUUUGUUGAUCGUCAUGGCAAAGGCAAUUCCAAACAACUGGCGACGUCGAAUGAUUCCACCGCUGAUGAAACGACGACCGAAGACGAACGUUUGGCCUUGGCUUUUGUUGAUCGUCAUGGCAAAGGCAAUUCGAAACUGGCGACGUCGAAUGAUUUCACCGCUGAUGAAACGACGACCGAAGACGAAGGUUUGGCCUUGGCUUUUGUUGAUCGUCAUGGCAAAGGCAAUUCGAAACAACUGGCGACGUCGAAUGAUUUCGCCGCUGAUGAAACGACGACCGACGACGAAGGUUUGACCUUGGCUUUUGUUGACCGUCAUGGCAAAGGGAAUUCCAAACAACUGGCGACGUCGAAUGAUUUCGCCGCUGAUGAAACGACGACCGACGACGAAGGUUUGGCCUUGGCUUUUGUUGAUCGUCAUGGCAAAGGCAAUUCGAAACAACUGGCGACGUCGAAUGAUUCCACCGCUGAUGAAACGACGACCGAAGACGAAGGUUUGGCCUUGGCUUUUGUUGAUCGUCAUGGCAAAGGCAAUUCGAAACUGGCGACGUCGAAUGAUUUCAUCGCUGAUGAAACGACGACCGAAGACGAAGGUUUGGCCUUGGCUUUUGUUGAUCGUCAUAGCAAAGGCAAUUCGAAACAACUAGCGACAUCGAAUGAUUUCACCGCUGAUGAAACGACGACUGAAGACGAAGGUUUGGCCCUGGCUUUUGUUGAUCGUCUUGGCAAAGGCAAUUCGAAACUGGUGAUGUCGAAUGAUUUCACCGCUGAUGAAACGAUGACCGACGACGAAGGUUUGGCCUUGGCUUUUGUUGAUCGUCAUGGCAAAGGCAAUUCGAAACAACUGGCGACGUCGAAUGAUUCCACCGCUGAUGAAACGACGACCGAAGACGAAGGUUUGGCCUUGGCUUUUGUUGAUCGUCAUGGCAAAGGCAAUUCGAAACUGGCGACGUCGAAUGAUUUCACCGCUGAUGAAACGACGACCGAAGACGAAGGUUUGGCCUUGGCUUUUGUUGAUCGUCAUAGCAAAGGCAAUUUGAAACAACUAGCGACGUCGAAUGAUUUCACCGCUGAUGAAACGACGACUGAAGACGAAGGUUUGGCCCUGGCUUUUGUUGAUCGUCUUGGCAAAGGCAAUUCGAAACUGGUGAUGUCGAAUGGUUUCACCGCUGAUGAAACGAUGACCGAAGAAGCAGCUUUGACACUGGCUAUUGUUGAUCGCCAUCGCAAAAGCAAUUCCAAACAACUGGCGACGUCGAAUGAUUUCACCGCUGAUGAAACGACGACCGAAGACGAAGGUUUGGCCUUGGCUUUUGUUGAUCGUCAUGGCAAAGGCAAUUCCAAACAACUGGCGACGUCGAAUGAUUUCACCGCUGAUGAAACGACGACCGAAGACGAAGGUUUGGCCUUGGCUUUUGUUGAUCGUCAUGGCAAAGGCAAUUCGAAACAACUGGCGACGUCGAAUGAUUCCACCGCUAAUGAAACGACGACCGAAGACGAAGGUUUGGCCUUGGCUUUUGUUGAUCGUCAUGGCAAAGGCAAUUCGAAACAACUGGCGACGUCGAAUGAUUCCACCGCUAAUGAAACGACGACCGAAGACGAAGGUUUGGCCUUGGCUUUUGUUGAUCGUCAUGGCAAAGGCAAUUCGAAACAACUGGCGACGUCGAAUGAUUCCACCGCUGAUGAAACGACGACCGAAGACGAAGGUUUGGCCUUGGCUUUUGUUGAUCGUCAUGGCAAAGGCAAUUCGAAACAACUGGCGACGUCGAAUGAUUUCGCCGCUGAUGAAACGACGACCGACGACGAAGGUUUGGCCUUGGCUUUUGUUGACCGUCAUGGCAAAGGCAAUUCCAAACAACUGGCGACGUCGAAUGAUUUCACCGCUGAUGAAACGACGACCGAAGACGAAGGUUUGGCCUUGGCUUUUGUUGAUCGUCAUAGCAAAGGCAAUUCGAAACAACUAGCGACGUCGAAUGAUUUCACCGCUGAUGAAACGACGACUGAAGACGAGGGUUUGGCCCUGGCUUUUGUUGAUCGUCAUGGCAAAGGCAAUUCGAAACUGGUGAUGUCGAAUGAUUUCACCGCUGAAGAAACGACGACCGUAGACGAAGCUUUAACCCUAGCUUUUUUUGAUAGUCAUCGCAAAGGCAAUUUGAUACUGGCGACGUCGAAUUAUUUCACCGCUGAUGAAACGGCGAUUGAAGAGGAAGCUUUCACCCUGGCUUUUGUCGAUCGUCUACCAGUGGCGUAUCUAGAGCUACCUGCGCCCAUGGCAACAUGGUUAACAUGA